Molecule: messenger RNA, 414 nt
Organism: Angiostrongylus costaricensis
Lineage: Eukaryota; Metazoa; Nematoda; Chromadorea; Rhabditida; Metastrongylidae
Source: the annotation of a GenBank genome assembly
AUGAUAUUGAGUACACAAAUGGUCUACAAACAUGCUAUGUAUAAGUGCUUCGCCGGGUGGUUCAUUCAUUCCGAGUUCCACCUCACUCGGAAUAUACGGAAAUUAUUAUUCAUUGCACUUUCUUCCUAUGCAGUUGCUUACAUCUUUUAUUUUAUCUACACUGUUACACGUGUGACGUAUACUCGAAGAGAAUUUUCUAAACGGGACUUAUCAGAUGGUCCACUGGUACUGAAAGAAGGUGUAGCCGUUGGGAAGAGCAUAGCAAUUGGAAAAAAGUUUGCAAUGUCGAAAAAAGCAAAAGUAUCAGAGAAGAAACAAAGUAAACUGAAGAAGCGUAAAUGGAAAAUUUCAACUAAACACAAUGAACCGCUUCCAAAAUUGGAUGAAGACUUCAUCAAAGUAAGUGCACUCUAA